UUCAUUCUCAUCUUCACGGUGAUCCAGUACCGGCCAAUCACCUAUAACCACUACCAGUACCCAGGCUGGGCCGUGGCCAUCGGCUUCCUCAUGGCCCUGUCCUCUGUCAUCUGCAUCCCACUCUAUGCCCUGUUCCAGCUCUGUCGCACAGAUGGGGACACUCUCCUCCAGCGUUUGAAAAAUGCCACAAAGCCAAGCAGAGACUGGGGCCCUGCCCUCCUGGAGCAUCGGACUGGGCGCUAUGCCCCUACCAUAGCCCCCUCUCCUGAAGAUGGGUUCGAGGUCCAGCCACUGCAUCCGGACAAGGCCCAGAUCCCCAUGGUGGGCAGUAAUGGCUCCAGCCGCCUUCAGGACUCCCGGAUAUGAGCACAGCUGCCAGGAGAGUGGCCCCACCCCACCUCUGCUCCCAACACAGAGACUGGGGAGGCAGAGACAGGUGUCACCGCCUGCCCCGCCAUGCCACGCCCUGGCCAGGACGGCUGCUGUCACCUUGACCACCACUGCUAGUGCAGUCAUUUGUGCUCGUGUCCCCAGUGUUUACAUGUCCUUUGGAUGCCAAGAUGGCAGCUGGGGUUGGGGAGGAAACAGGAGGAUUGUUGGAGGGCCCAAAGCACUUUGGAGGGGUCUUGGGCCAGGUCCCCAAAGGCCUAUCAGGCUUCCCAUGGCCCUUGACUCCCUCACACUCUGCCCCAAGCUGAGGUUCUGAGGUUGGCCUCCAGCCUCAUGACCAGUGUUCCUGCCCCCAGAGCAGACGCCACCUCUGCCCAGGCAAAUUUGGAUCUUUCUACUUGGGGCAGGGUGAGGGGCUGGGGGCUGCACAGUGUUACUUGUUCAGACUGUACCACCUAGCCCUGUUUAUCUGUGUAAUUAUUUUUGUAAAAGUUGUAUUAUCUGUGGUUGCCACCCCCUGCCCCAGCCUCGGUUCCAAUUUGUCUUCCAGGCCUGCUUGCACCUCACUCGGCCACUCCUGGGUCUCUGCCCCAUUCCAGCCCUGGCUGUCAGGCCCAGCCAGUUGAGGCUGUGACCCAGCAGCCCUCCCAAAGCAUUUGUUUCUGGAGGGCAGGGAUGGGGGCUGCUCAACAGGAGCUUUGAGCCCACAGCCCUGGGAGCAGGGGACCCUGCACGACUUCCUCUUGCCUCCUCCUCCAUAGGCUAAAGGCCCAGUCUUCCAGAUCUGCUGCCCUUGUUCACGUGCCAAAUGGCCCCAGCCCAUGUGCCCAUCUCCUCCUCCAGAGCCCUGCAGUGUUCCGUUUGUCUGUCCCCUGUGCCCUCUGUGCAGUGACAGCCCUGGCAGAGCCGCCUCUAAUCCUCUGUAGCAAUAACGGUGGGCUGCCCGCCCCUGCCCAUUCGUGCACCACUAGGAUUUUAAAGUCCAUAGAUUUUAAUGAAAUUUCUA
This is a messenger RNA of Dipodomys ordii (Ord's kangaroo rat), 1396 nucleotides long. RefSeq names its product sodium- and chloride-dependent glycine transporter 1-like. The annotation marks the transcript as partial. Lineage: Eukaryota; Metazoa; Chordata; Mammalia; Rodentia; Heteromyidae. The record is from RefSeq and is a predicted model, not a curated record. Gene Ontology annotation, biological process: sodium ion transmembrane transport; synaptic transmission, glycinergic; glycine import across plasma membrane. Gene Ontology annotation, molecular function: glycine:sodium symporter activity. The transcript is spliced from 2 exons. Gene Ontology annotation, cellular component: membrane.